Messenger RNA from Hippocampus zosterae (dwarf seahorse), 1118 nucleotides. Its product is annotated as protein lin-28 homolog B-like. The record is from RefSeq and is a predicted model, not a curated record. NCBI's taxonomy places the organism in Eukaryota, Metazoa, Chordata, Actinopteri, Syngnathiformes, Syngnathidae. Bases 289 to 966 code for a protein of 225 amino acids. The transcript is spliced from 4 exons. Gene Ontology annotation, molecular function: zinc ion binding; nucleic acid binding.
GAGAGAGCCAACGACUGAGUGAGAGUGGGUUGUGGAUGUAGGGGGCGGGGGGCGACGCUAGCAGAGAGCGGAGGUGGUGCAGUUUGCUAAGGAGGAAAGCGGGGGGCUCGAAGGGAAGCCAGAAGGGGCGACAUGACACUGACACACGGCCGAACCACGCAGGCCGCGCCAUGCGAGCCCCCGACGCGGGCAUGACGACGUCGGCUUCAUGGUGACCGCCGCAGCUGCUCUCGCUGGCUCCACAAGCUUCUCAACCGCAACUUGGCCGCAGAGGGUCCGCGGGGAAACAUGGCCGAAGGGGGACCCUCCAGGUCCACUGAGCAGGAGGAGCGGACUCGACCCCACGUCCGCUCAGGAUCGGGCUUCUGCAAAUGGUUCAAUGUCCGCAUGGGCUUUGGAUUUAUCUCCAUGACCAGCAGCGAGGGGACCCCCGUCGACCCACCCCUGGAUGUUUUCGUGCACCAAAGCAAGCUGGUGAUGGAGGGCUUCCGAAGCUUAAAGGAGGGCGUGCCAGUGGAGUUCACCUACAAAAAGUCCUGCAAGGGCCUGGAGUCCCUGCGGGUGACCGGACCGGGUGGAGGGCCCUGCCCUGGCAGCGAGAGGAGGCCCAAAGGGAAGGUGCCGCUCCAGAAGCGCAAACCAAAAGGAGACCGCUGUUACAACUGUGGAGGUCUGGACCAUCACGCGAAGGAGUGUAGCCUGCCCCCCCAGCCAAAGAAAUGCCACUACUGCCAGAGCAUCACGCACAUGGUGGCCCAGUGCCCCCACAAGGCGCUGGCGCCCCCCGCGGGCUCUCAGGACCAACACGCGUCUACCUCGGCCUCCAGCCCGGGGUCGUCGGCCUACCUCGGCCCCCCAGAGGAUGAGGAGCGCCGCGGCGCCUCUCCCUUUGGGGGCUCGUCCUCAUCCCCGGAAGAGCCCCACGGUCAGCGCGGUCCCCGGACCCGCAGGUGGAGGAAAUCCUAGAAAGACUCUCGUCCACGACUCAUCCCAUCGCUUCAUCUACCUCACGCCUGAGACAAAAUGGGAGCGCUUCGUUUUCAACUUUUUACGCGUGUCUUAUGUUAUUGUCCACCCAUGCAGAUACGGCAAGCACCCGACGGGUGCGGACGCGGACG